UUAGAAAUAGGUAAAUGUGUAGCUUCUCACUUCUCGUGUUAAGAUGUCUUCUCAUUAGAAUCCGACCAUAUAUAUUAAUAACAUAUAUUGUAUUACCAUAGUUAGAAUAUAUUCCUUUUGUAUAUAUCCCUGUAAUAUCUCCUUUGAUUUGAUUUGUAUUUACAUAGUUUCCUUAUUUGUUAGCAUUACUCUUGUAUAAAUAGGAUCUCAAUGUAAUCAUUCUACUCACAGAAUAACACGUAUUCCUUCAUGGUAUCAGACUUCCUCCUUUGAUCCUUCAUUUUUUUUCCCUUCGUUGCUCUCUGCCAUGGCUGGUGAAUCAGUCCCUAAGCAGCUAAUUCAUCCAGCCCUCGCCAUUCACAAUAUAAAAUCCCUCAUUCCAAUUACUCUCGAUCUCAAGGCCGAUGAGUAUUCUUCUUGGGUUUUCUUGUUCCAUCUUCACCUUGAGGCUCACAAUCUCAUGUUACUGGUGGACGGCUCUGACCCUCCCAGCGGCAUCGAUGAGCCCACUCGGAAACAGCUGGAUGCACUCGUUCGUCAAUGGAUGUUUUCCACAAUGACAAAAGACCUGAUGCUCACAGUCCUCAAAUCCAGUACCACAGCUCAAGCUCUAUGGGAACGUCUCCGUACUCUGUUUCAAGACAAUAAGGGGACCCGGGCUGCCAUCUUGGAGUGACAGUUUGUUAAUCUCAAAUUCACGGACUGCAAAGGCGUGGAUGACUACUGUGAUCGGCUUAAUACUCUAUCCGACCGCCUUCGUGACCUUGAAUUUCCGAUGGACGAAAGACGACUGGUCAUCCAACUCAUUAAUGGUCUGCCUACAGAGUAUGACAAUGUAGCUUCCUCCAUCUCCCAGUCUAUGUCGAGUUUUGAGACCGCUCGCUCUCAGCUUCGAACCGAGGAACAGCGUCGAGCGCAGCAGUCCCUCACCCCUCCAACUGCUCUGGCCGUCUCGGAACCCCAGUCUGCUCGCGAUUCGACACCCUCUGCUAUGGUGGCUUCACAUCCUCAUCGUCAGGUGCGGGGUGCCGGGAAUCAUGGACGCCGGAGUUCCAGCCAUGAGACAGAUCGUAGGGAUCCGCAUCGCAGGGAUGUUUCUCGAGACCAGUUCGCCACUACUCCUCUUAUGCCUGGGCCGCCUGAAUAUCAACCCUGGCCUAUUGGGCCACCUUAUUGGGCUUUACCACCAUGCCCCUAUCCUACGGUUCCAGCCCCUUCCUAUUGGGCAGCUCCUACUCCCUAAUUUGGCUCAUUUGGCCCAAGUUCAUCUAGACCCCAUCCGCCGGCGGCCAAUACUCCAAAAAAUAAAAAUAUUGCACUCACUACGGAGACUUUGCAACCAAGUGAUAUUGCCGAGGCAUAUAGCUCUAAGACUUUAACUCAACCAUCUGAUGAUUCUUUUUAUAUGGAUACGGGAGCCACCUCACAUCUCACGACGGAUUCAGGUUAUUUGUCUUCUGUUUUAAAUAAAAGCAUUGUACGUUCUGUUUUAGUUGGAAAUGGCAAUUGUAUUCCAGUGGUCGCCAGUGGCACCAAAACCACAGCCCUUCCCAAUCGCAACUUAUAUCUUAAAAAUGCCUUUGUUACCCCUGGUAUUAUUAAAAAUCUCAUAUUCGUCCGUCAAUUCACCAUUGAUAAUAAUUUUUCUGUCGAAUUUGAUCCUUCUGGUUUUUCUGUGAAGGACUUGAAUUCGGGGACCCUUGUUAUGAGAUGCAAUAGUUCCGGGGAGCUCUACCCUCUUACAAUAAGUGCUCAGUCACCUCGCCCUGUGUCUCACCCUCUCUCACUUGCUGUUGUGUCAACUGAUAUAUGGUAUAGUCGUCUUGGACAUCCUAGCGCUGCUAUCAUAGAUUCUUUACGUAGUCAAUCUUUAAUUAAUUGUAAUAAGGAGGCUACCUCCAAAUUGUGUCAUUCAUGCCAAAUUAGUAAACAUGUUCAGUUACCUUUCUAUCCAUCUGGCUCCAAUACCAUUG
Cuscuta europaea is the source of this 1973-nucleotide messenger RNA. The record is from the annotation of a GenBank genome assembly. Lineage: Eukaryota; Viridiplantae; Streptophyta; Magnoliopsida; Solanales; Convolvulaceae.